AGUGUGUGGAGUGGGCGGGGGGUCUCCGCGGAGGAGGAGGUGGAGGCGGCGGCGGCAGCGGCGGCGGCGGAAGAGGGCGGAGGGUAAUGGGAUGGGGGUUCCGCGGCAGCGCUGAAACUCCGGGUGGGCGUCCAUGGCGCUGCUUCGCUGACAGGGCUGUGAGUCGAUUGCCUUCCGCUCUCACCAGCUCCGCGUCGGAAUCGCCAGUCCUUCCCCGGGGGAGCCAGUUCCUCCCCGGCCCCCUGAGCCAUGCCCAUCGCGGCCGCCCCGGACGAGCCAGUUAUAAAUUAAUUAUUUGAAAGCAAGUGAACAAUGGAGCCAGACGUCAUUCAGAUGUACUCUUCAUCCCCACCACCACUGGACAAUGGAGCUGAGGAUGAGGAUGAGGAUGAAUUUGGGGAAUUUGGAGGGUUUUCAGAAGUUAGCCCUUCCAGUGUAGGGUUUGUUGAAUUUGAAACACCAGAUUGUACUCGUCCCAAGGAAGAGUUUGUACCUUCAAACCACUUUAUGCCAAUUCAUGAUUUCUCAGAAAAUGUAGAUAGCCUUACAAGCUUCAAGUCCAUUGAAAAUGGUAAUGAUAAGGAUAUCACUGCUGAACUUUCUUCUCCUGUGAAAGGACAGUCUAAUGUUUUGCUCUCUACCACCAGCAAAGAAGUAAUUCCAUCUGAAACUUUAGAUACUUCCAUCGAUGGCAUAGAAAGUCCAGGAAAUUUAAAUAAAAUAAUGGAGCAGAGACAGAAUGUUGGAACACCUGAAAGUUUCUCUCCGAGAGAUUUUAGAACUGAUAUGAAUGUUGUUCAUCAAAACAAGCAUUUACAGAGCUGCAAUGGUGAAAAGCCUCCUUGUCUGGAGAUUCUAACAAAUGGGUUUGCAGUAUUGGAAACUGUAAAUCCUCAGGGAACAGAUGAUCUGGACACUGUAGUGGAUUCAAAAGGAAGAAAGCCUCUUAGCACUCAUGGUACUGAGUAUAAUUUAGACUGUGCACAUAGUCCUGCUGAGGAAUUUUCAGAUUUUGCCACAUUUCCCGAAAAGGAAAGGAUACAACUAGAAGAAAUGGGAUGUGCAGUUUUAAAUGAUAGAGAAGCACUAACCAUUCAGGAAAACAAUAAAAUUAAUAGAGCUAAUGAACUAAAUUCUAUAAAAGAAGUGUCUUUGGGUAGAAACUUUGAUAAUAAAGAACACAUUGAAAGAGAAGAUCAGAUUUGCCUUUCAGAAACAAGCAGGAAGAGUAACAGAGGUCUCAGUACUAAAACACAAGGCCUUCCAACAUUACAACAGGAUGAAUUUUUAAAUUCAAGUGUACAAUCAAAGGCUUGGACUUCGGUUGACUCAGCUGAUAAUUCGGAAGCCAAUAGGAGAGAACAAUGUAAAACUGAGGAAAAACUUGAUUUAUUUACUUCCAAAUGUACUGGCCUAUGCAUGGAUUCUGUUAAAACUUUUGAUGCUGAUGAUGAAGUUAGUUCUUCCAAAGAAGAAAGUAGAAAGUUUACUGAUUACCAAAGCCCCAGCAUUGAUCCUACAGAAGAAAAUGUUUUGGGCGAUCCUAUAAGUGUAAAAAAUGGGGAUAGUAGUAACGACUUUGUGACUUGCAACGAUACUAAUGAAGAUGAUUUUGGUGACUUUGGCACAGCCAGUGGCACAACUCCACCUUUUGUUACCGGUACUCAAGAUUCAAUGAGUGAUGUCACUUUUCAAGAGUCCUCAGAGCACUUUCCACAUAUUAGUGAACCAGGUGAUGACUUUGGAGAAUUUGGGGAUACAAAUGCUGUUUCUUGCCAAGAGGAAAUUAUAUUUACCGAGGCAGACCGAAAACAAAAUUCUGAUAGUUUUUCAGAGGAAGGUAAGUUGGAAAGAAAGUCUACAGGAACUGAACGUGUUUCAGAACUAAAAAUUGGGCAAGAAGGUGAGUUUGGAGAUUUUAAUUCUGUGCCAAAUAUUCAAGAUGACUGCAGUGCUUUUCAAGACUCUGAUGAUUUUGCGGACUUCAGUUCAGCUGGUCCUAGCCAAGUUGUAGAUUGGAAUGCUUUUGAGGAUGGACAGAAAGAUAGUUGCUCUUGGGCUGCUUUUGGAGAUGAGCAAGCUGCUGAAUCUCAUCAUCGGAAGGAAGCCUGGCAGUCACAUAGGACAGAUGAAAAGACUGAUACCCCAGAAACCCUCAAAACGCACAGUGUCCCUUUAGCAACUUCCAAAGGAGCAGUUGCUGGUGGCUAUGUACAGGAAACAGCCACUUCAGUUCAGACAGCUUUACUAAACCGCCUGGAGCGAAUUUUCGAAGCAUGUUUUCCUUCCAUGUUUGUUGUCCCUGAUCCUGAAGAGGAAGUUACUUCUCUGAAGCACUUGCUGGAAACAAACACCUUGCCAAUAAAAACAAGAGAGGCCUUAGCUGAAAGUGGGGAACUGCUGGAUGUGUGGACUGAGCUACAGGAUAUCCACGAUGCACAUGGCUUGAGAUAUCAGUGGGGCGGCUCCCAUAGCAACAAGAAGCUUUUGUGCUCCUUGGGAAUAGACACCCGAAACAUUCUCUUCACCGGCAAUAAGAAGCAACCUGUUAUAGUGCCCAUGUAUGCAGCAGGAUUGGGUAUGUUAGAGCCCACCAAGGAACCCUUGAAACCACUAUCUGCUGCAGAAAAAAUUGCUUCCAUCGGUCAGACAACCUCCAUGUCACCAGAAAUGAAUACAUGUACAUCUGACCAAUUCCAGGAGUCUCUACCACCCGUCCAGUUUGACUGGAGUAGCAGUGGCCUUACUAACCCUUUAGAUGCUAGUGGAGGUUCCACUCUUCUGAACCUUGAUUUCUUUGGGCCCGUGGAUGACAGUAGCUCUAGCAGCAGCACCACAAUCCCAGGUGUGGAUCCAGAGUUGUAUGAGUUAACAACGUCUAAGCUGGAAAUCUCCACCUCAAGCCUCAAAGUGACUGAUGCAUUUGCAAGACUCAUGUCCACAGUUGAGAAGACAAGCACAUCUACCAGGAAACCAAAAAGAGAAGAGCACCUGAGUGAAGAAGCCAUCAAGGUGAUCGCUGGCCUUCCCGACUUAACGUUCAUGCAUGCCAAGGUGUUGAUGUUCCCAGCCACGUUAACACCUUCCACGAGCUCCCAGGAGAAAGCAGACUGAUAGCAGAUAGGAAGUGGACAGUUUCAAUGGCUUUUCCUUCUCUCCAUCCCUCCCCUACCAUCAAAAGCAUACCUGCUGUAAUUAAAAAAAAUUCAAGUUCAGCUGAUUUGUUGGUAAGCCACACUAGAAAGGUAUACAUAGUAAUGUAUAUUUAUUUACAUACUGAAGUCCUAAAUUUAUAUUAGAAAAAAUGUAAAUAAUCGGGGGUGAACAUUUUUGAAGAUUUAUUCUUUUUGUGUUGCUGGGGUGUAUACAUUUAUGUCUUUGUGAAAUACACUGGUGGUGUCCUUCUUACAAAACUUUUGAAAUAAAAAAAAAAAAGAAAAUCAAAAACUCAAAUCUCCACUGUCUGUGAAAUC
This is a messenger RNA of Myotis myotis, 3473 nucleotides long. RefSeq names its product aftiphilin (gene AFTPH). The coding region runs from base 313 to 3114 and encodes 933 amino acids. Gene Ontology annotation, cellular component: AP-1 adaptor complex; trans-Golgi network membrane. The transcript has 10 exons. Gene Ontology annotation, molecular function: clathrin binding. NCBI's taxonomy places the organism in Eukaryota, Metazoa, Chordata, Mammalia, Chiroptera, Vespertilionidae. Gene Ontology annotation, biological process: intracellular transport. The record is from RefSeq and is a predicted model, not a curated record.